UCAAUUUCUCGAGAACAUUACUCCAAAGAAAAAUAAAAUGUUGUCGAAUUGCGGAGGGUGGGAUCGUACAAAAGGACGAUCGGAAAUAUCUUCAACCGUUGAAAUCACUCUUCUGCUUCGCCGGGAUUGGAAUCCGGCGGGAGAGCACCAGCGACCGGCUAAUCCAUUGCAGAUUCAAGGUCAUCUCUCUUACCAAUUCGAACCUAUUUCAAGCAAGUUCAAUUCAAAGCGCAUCUUUCUAGCUCUUCUCUGGCUUUCCUCGACCAUGGGAACACUGCGAAUGAUAGAUAUUGCGGUCAAUUUUACAGAUGGUAUGUUCAAAGGAAUCUACCACGGGAAGCAAUACCACGCAGCUGACAUAGCAGCUGUUUUGAGCAGGGCUUGGAGUGCUGGGAUUCAGCGAAUCAUUGUGACCGGUGGAUCACUCGAGGAAUCAAGGGAAGCCCUUAAAAUUGCAGAAACAGAUGGAAGGCUUUUUUGUACCGUGGGCGUGCAUCCAACUAGAUGCAAGGAAUUUGAAGAGAGUGAUGACCCAGAGACGUAUUUUCAGGCUCUUCUUUCAUUGACCAAAGAGGGAAUUGAGAAAGGAAAGGUCGUUGCAGUUGGUGAAUGUGGAUUAGAUUAUGACAGGCUUCACUUUUGCCCUGCUGAUAUUCAAAAGAAAUAUUUUGAGAAGCAGUUUGAGUUAGCGCACACAACAAAGCUUCCUAUGUUUCUACACAUGCGUGCAGCUGCUGAAGAUUUUUGUGACAUUGUAGAGCGAAAUAAACAAAGGUUCUGUGCUGGAGUUGUUCAUUCGUUCACAGAUAGUGCAGAAGAUCGUGACAAGCUUCUCUCAUUCAGUAAUUUGUACAUAGGGAUUAAUGGUUGCUCUCUGAAAACUGCUGAAAAUCUUGAUGUUGUGAGGGGCAUACCAACUGAGAGACUGAUGAUUGAGACAGACUCUCCAUAUUGUGAAAUCAAGAAUACACAUGCUGGGAUUAAGUUUGUAAAAUCGGUCUGGGCUUCUAAGAAGAAAGAGAAGCAUGAUGAUCAGUGCAUAGUGAAAGGCCGGAAUGAACCAUGUUUAGUUCGGCAAGUUCUUGAGGUCUUGGCUGGAUGUAAGGGUAUCAUGGAUAUCAACCAGCUUAGUGAAACUUUGUACCACAAUACGUGCAGAGUUUUCUUUCCUCAAGACCUGGACUCGGCAGCAGAUGCUCUCCUUGCUGGUUCUCAUGAUCUUGAUGAAAAAAUUUAGUAUAAAUCUGAAACCUACUUUUUGUUAAAACUCUUAUUAUUUUUACACACCAUUAGUUUUGGAAGCAGAAGCACAUUUUUCUCCAAUAUGUUAACUUUUCUUUCAUUACCGAUGCUCCA
Benincasa hispida (wax gourd) is the source of this 1356-nucleotide messenger RNA. RefSeq names its product TatD related DNase. Gene Ontology annotation, cellular component: cytosol. The record is from RefSeq and is a predicted model, not a curated record. Gene Ontology annotation, molecular function: 3'-5'-DNA exonuclease activity. Lineage: Eukaryota; Viridiplantae; Streptophyta; Magnoliopsida; Cucurbitales; Cucurbitaceae.